GGUCUCGUGGCCAUGACCUACCAGCUCGAUACUCCACCCAGACGUUCACCACUGAGUUCAGCAUCAUGGCCGCGACCCACACUGCGAUGGUGGGGUAUAUACGGUUGGUUAUUGAAGACAACUUGGGUAAGGGAUGGUAUAAAGAACAAACUAAGCGAGUUUGGGGUGCUGAAACGGACUAG
Messenger RNA from Perkinsus marinus ATCC 50983, 182 nucleotides. RefSeq lists its product as hypothetical. Lineage: Eukaryota; Perkinsozoa; Perkinsida; Perkinsidae. The transcript has a single exon. The record is from RefSeq and is a predicted model, not a curated record. The annotation marks the transcript as partial.